Molecule: messenger RNA, 1749 nt
Organism: Drosophila guanche
Lineage: Eukaryota; Metazoa; Arthropoda; Insecta; Diptera; Drosophilidae
Gene: Alp5
Product: membrane-bound alkaline phosphatase
Exons: 2
Coding region: 28-1599 (523 amino acids)
Biological process (GO): dephosphorylation
Molecular function (GO): alkaline phosphatase activity
Source: RefSeq, a predicted model, not a curated record
CAGCCCCAAUCCGCAGUCUACAGCAAGAUGUUCCUCCGAGCGAACGCAAUUCUGAUCGCCGUCGGCCUGUUCCUGUUCCUGGCCAGCCCUGGUCAGGCAGCACCCGAGUGUCUGCGUGGCCCGGAGCAUUGCCGCGAGCGCAGCAUGCAUCCCGAUCUACCAGAGCCGGUACGGGCCACGCGCAAGGUGGAAGGCGAGGAGACCACCGCCUUUUGGCGUGAGCAGGGCGUGGAGUUCAUCAAGAAGCAACUCGCCAGAGAGCCGAACAAGCGGCAGGCCAAGAACGUGAUUCUCUUCAUUGGCGAUGGCAUGGGCGUAACCACAACCUCUGCAGCCCGCAACCUCAUCGGUGGCGAGGAGAAGGCUCUGUCCUUUGAGAACUUCCCCUAUACGGGCCUCUCGAAGACCUACUCCGUGGACAAGAUUGUGCCCGACUCGGCGUGCACGGCCACCGCGUACUUGUGCGGCGUCAAGGGCCAGGAGGGCACCAUUGGCGUCAAUGGCGUGGUGACCCGCGCCAACUGCACGUCCAUGCUGGACGAGAACACGCACGUCGACUCGAUCGCCAAGUGGGCCAUGGAUGCGGGCAAGUGGGCGGGUCUGGUGACCACCACCCGUGUGACGCAUGCCUCUCCCUCCGGUGUCUACGCUCACAUUGCCGAGCGGGACUGGGAGAACGAUGCGGAGGUGUUCACCGACUGCGGCGCCAACUCGGGCAUCCAGGACAUUGCCUACCAGCUGGCACGCGGCGAGGUGGGCAGCAAGCUGAAGGUGAUCCUUGGCGGCGGACGCAAGCACUUUGUCGACUCUACGCUGUCGGAGGAAGGCAAACGCACCGAUGGCCUCGACCUGAUCGAGGAGUUCAAGGCGGCCAAUGCCCGGAAUGUCUUUGUGGACACCAAGGAAGAGCUGAUGGCCGUGAAUGUGGCGAGUACAGAGCGUCUGCUGGGACUCUUCAACUACGAUCACAUUCAGUACCGCAUGGAGACGGCGGAGGACAGCCCACAGCCCUCGCUGGAGCAGAUGACGCGCAAGGCCAUCGAGUACAUGAGCCAGAACGAGCAGGGCUACUUCCUGUUCAUCGAAGGAGGUCGCAUCGAUCAGGCACAUCACAAGAACCAGGCACGCAUGGCGCUCAACGAGACGAUUGAGUUCUCCAAAGCGAUUGCCGCUGCCCAGGAGCUGACCAACGAGGAGGACACACUGCUGGUGGUCACUGCCGAUCACUCGCAUGUGUUUAGCUAUGCAGGAUAUGCGAGCCGCGGCGAGGAUAUCUUUGGCAGGGCACCCGUAAACGGCAACGAUGGCCUACCCUAUAUGGUGCUGAGCUAUGCCAAUGGUCCCAGCUAUGAGAAAUUCUACGACACAGAGUCCAAGCAGCGCAAGGAUCCCACUGCUGUGAUAACCGGCGCCCCCACCGAUCAGUUCCCCUCGGGUGUGCCCAUUUUCGAUGAUUCGCACGGUGGCGAUGAUGUGGCCGUCUAUGCUCUGGGUCCCUGGUCGCAUCUGUUCACCGGCGUCUACGAGCAGAGCACCAUUCCCCACCUGAUGGCCUAUGCCUCCUGUUUGGGCGACGGGCACACCGUGUGCAGCACGUAGCAGGAUGCCAUGCCACCUGGCCAUAACAAUUAAGUUUCUGAAGCUCAUUAAAACCAGCGAGCGGCAUUUGCAUUCGCCUUGCACUCGACUUGAUUAUGCGAACAGCGCAGAUUGCAAAUUGAAUUAAAGCGAAAUGCCAAGCGAAGGAAA